Molecule: messenger RNA, 384 nt
Organism: Arabis nemorensis
Lineage: Eukaryota; Viridiplantae; Streptophyta; Magnoliopsida; Brassicales; Brassicaceae
Source: the annotation of a GenBank genome assembly
AUGGAGGAGGCAAAUGUCUACAAGGAGACCAAGCAAUUCACUUACAAAGACGGCUCUCAGUUUGUCUUCAUGGACUUGAGCUCUUAUGAUGAAACACGUUUAAACGAGGCAGAUAUGGGUGAUAAGACGAAAUGGCUUAAAGAAGGAAUGGAAUGCAAUCUGCUCUACUGGAAGGACAAGGUUAUCGAUUUUGAACUGCCCAUUACAGUUCAGCUAAAAAUAGUUGAUGUUGAUCCUGGUCUUCGCGGUGACACUGCACAAGGUGGUGGAACAAAGCCGGCGACACUGGAGACAGGUGCAGUAGUAAAUGUACCGCUCUUUGUAAACGUAGGCGAAGACAUAAUGGUGGACACAAGAACGGGUACGUACAUGAGCCGGGUGUGA